AGUGGGCCCCUCAAAAGGAUCUCAAGUAUAAUUUCUAAUUCUAUGAGUAAGCGUUCCCUGUUCCAAUUUCAGUAAGCUAAAAAAACGUUCCAAUUCAGGCUUACCGUUACACUCCCUAUAAACCCAACCCCCCAAGGAAGCUGUGUUUCAGUCUUAGGUCUCAGACUCAGACACACACUCUCUCUCAGACCAUGACUGUUGCCACUGUAGCCACAACCCACACCAAGAAGCUCGUGAAGCUUGGCCGGUCUCUCUUCCGCUGGGGAUUUAACUCCUCCAAAUGCAAAAUGCAAGCGAAGAUGGCGGUGGCUAGGAUAAAGCUACUGAGGAACAAGAGACAGGCGGUGGUGAAGCAGAUGAGGCGUGACAUUGCCUUGCUCCUCCAGUCAGGUCAAGACGCCACUGCUCGAAUCCGGGUUGAACAUGUGAUCAGAGAGCAGAAUGUUCUGGCUGCAAAUGAGUUCAUUGAGCUUUUCUGUGAAUUAGUAGUGUCCAGACUUUCUAUCAUUGCAAAGCAAAGGGAAUGUCCAGCUGAUCUCAAAGAAGGGAUUGCCAGUUUAAUCUUUGCAUCCCCAAGGUGCUCUGAGAUUCCAGAACUAGUGGAGCUUCGGAAUAUUUUUGAGAAAAAAUAUGGAAGAGAUUUUGUAUCUGCCGCUGUUGACCUACGACCCAGCUGUGGUGUAAACCGCAUGCUGAUUGACAAGCUCUCUGUUAGAACCCCUACUGGUGAAGUAAAGUUGAAACUCCUGAAGGAGAUAGCAAAGGAAUACCAGGUUGAGUGGGAUACAUCAGAAUCUGAACAGGAGCUUCUCAAGCCUCCAGAAGAGCUUAUACAAGGACCGAGCAAUUUUGUCAGUGCUACCAGCAUGCCUUUGCAGGCCCAAUCUGUCGAGCCUAAUAAGCCAGACACCAGUUCACGCAGAACAAGUGGCGGUGGAGAAAGGGGAUCUGUUCAGCCCAAUAAGCCAGGCACCAGCUCUUCACGCAGAACAAGUGGCAGUGGAGAAAGGGGACAUAUGCAUUUUGCAGACUCGGCCUCUGCUGCUGAAGCAGCUGCAAAAUCUGCAAAUGAUGCAAUGGCUGCUGCACAAGUUGCUGCAUAUCUGGCCAACAAAGACUUCAGUCAAACACCUCAAGUUCCUCUAAGCGUCAAUAAUGGAUUUGGAACCCCUUCUGGCCAUUCCACUGGCCACUUCAUGCCAGAUGGUCCACCAGUUGAUUCUCAGAAUAUGGAUCACCAAUCUCAAGCUUGUGGAAUUGAUACGUCUCAUUCUUCAAGAAAUGAGGAAACAGUGCUUAGCCAUGGAGAUGAGAAGAAAUUCGUCUACAGGAGAUACAGCUAUAAUGCCCCAUCAGAACAUUCAGAUAUUAGGUUUGAUGAAUCAGACUGUGAUGAAGAAGUUGAACUGGAGGCACCUCCUAGUGGCUUUCAUCAAGCACCUGAGCGUCCGCCACCACCCCCACCUUCAGCAGCUACGAUUUCUCGAGUUCAUCCGAAAUUACCAGAUUACGACGCACUUGCUGCCCGCUUUGAUGCCCUUAAGUUUCGCAAGCCAACAUAAUGUUUAGAUGUUGCUUCUGCGUCAGUUUUGGCUUGCUUGUAUAAUUCAUAUAUAUACAUAUUUCGAAUCACAAACCAACAUUAUGUCUAAAUUCCGUAUGCACCAAUUUUGGGUUGCUUGUAUAAUUCAUAUAUACAUGGUGGAUGCUUGUCAUUCUAUCAUUUUGAUACUAAAUAAUAUUCACAUCGCAAAAGUUUUGCAUGUUGUC
This is a messenger RNA of Prunus persica (peach), 1770 nucleotides long. RefSeq lists its product as uncharacterized. Gene Ontology annotation, biological process: protein transport. The record is from RefSeq and is a predicted model, not a curated record. The transcript has 8 exons. NCBI's taxonomy places the organism in Eukaryota, Viridiplantae, Streptophyta, Magnoliopsida, Rosales, Rosaceae. Bases 192 to 1562 code for a protein of 456 amino acids.